Messenger RNA from Trichobilharzia szidati, 1980 nucleotides. Lineage: Eukaryota; Metazoa; Platyhelminthes; Trematoda; Strigeidida; Schistosomatidae. The record is from the annotation of a GenBank genome assembly.
AUGACAUUUUUAAUUCGUUUAUGGUUUUGCAUUUCUUUAGAUCUAAAGGGACCAACAGAAGAAACCAGUGAAAGCUAUGCAAAGACAAAGUCAUUAACUGAUUCGCAUAUAAGGUUAUCAAAAUUUCGUUUCGAUUUCUUAAAUAUUCCUACACUUGUCAGUGGAAAGAAGCAUUUUGACCAGCAUUUGAUACAAACAUCGGAUGAAAUCCAUGAAACUCACAGGUCACAACAGUGCAAGUCUGAUAAGGCUGAUGUACAAAAAUCCACUGUCAACCUGAAAAAGAAUUUGUAUGACCACCUUUUCGAUGAAGCAGUUAUGAAAGCUGAGCUGAAAAAUGCUUUAUUUCUAUGGGCAAAGGAAUGUGAGGUUGAAAUUUUAAAGUUACCAUUAAAUAAGAUUGACCACAUUUUAAACUGUUCAAAUACAAUUGAAAAUAAAGUUCAGUUACAAGCAAUUGUCUCUAUUGGUCUUUUUGAAAGCAAAUUAGAAAGCAAUGAAGUAGACAGCCUCCGUGACUGCCUUCUACACAAAAGUGCAGAUAUUAUUCUAGCCAUUUGUUUAUGCCUUACCAUAAUGGGUUAUUCAGAUCCAAAAUGUAUUGAAAAACUGUAUGAAUUAAUAACUCUAUGUCAAAAUCCAACAAAGACUGAUGAAGCGUACACUAGCGACUCACUAACAAUUUCAUAUACAUCGUUAAAUCUAAUGAAAUGGGCAGCUGCAAUGUGCUUAGCUAAAUUAAAUCAAUGUAAUCUAGAAAUACUCAACAUUUUAACCAUACCACUAUUUGACCAGUUAGUUCAUUUCAUUCCUGAGCAAUAUCCGAAAAGCCGUUUUAAAAUACAAACACAGGAAUCUGAUCAUCCUAUGAAAAAAUCAGUAGAUUUAAAGGAAAAACGAACUCACUCUUUUGUUUCAAAUCUUUCCAAUAUGAUCAAAUUUGACUUAAAUAAAAGAAAUACUUUUUUAAAUGCAAUUGUUUUCUAUUCUGAAGUCAAAAUGGUUUUACGUCUUAGCAGAGAUCAUAAUACACUUACACGAAUAAAUCGCCUACUCCUACUCGACUGGAACAGUAUGCUGAGAAUAGCAGCUCUCCAUUCACUUCAAGCUGAAACCAACAGCAUAAAUAAAUCAUUAUUAUGGUGUAACCAAUCAUUCAAGGACCCAUUCUUGAUAAAUAAUGUCAAAACUUAUUUCACAGAAGAAGAAAUACACAAAUCAUCUUUGACCUCUGAAUCAAUGCCUCACCGACGUGCGCAAAGAUUAUACCAGCUAUACAAAGAAGGUCUUCCUCCUACUGAACUCGUUAGACAACUUCAUAUCGCCUUGCUAGAUGAAUACAGCUGUGUACGUGAAAUGGCUUGUGUUAUCAUCAAACAGGAAAAAUUAGCUGGAGAAUCAGUUAUUUUGAAUGAACUACUCAAGAUUGUGAAGAAUGAUGUAAAUAGCAAUGUGAAAUUAAUGGCUUUAAGAGCACUGAAAACACUAUCAAGCUGUAAAGUGAACAGUACAACUUCAGAAUGUAUUCAGAAUCAACUAUGUGAUGUUGUUCAGUGUGAAAUGAAUUCAUAUAUUCGACAAAAACUAUUUCAUCUUUUACUAUGGUUUAUAGAAACACGUUUUAUCACAUGUGAUACAACUGAUCAUUUAAAUAGCCAUAAAAUUGAUUUAUUAGCAAAAGAAUCACUACUCAAUGAGUAUAAUUCAUUAAUCGAAAAGUCAAUUGACUUCAAUAAAUUAUUUGAUAUACAAGAUGAUGUAAUUCGCUACAUUUUGAAUUCUCAUGAUCAAAGUGACUGUUCAUCACCAUCACAUCAUCACAUAAACUAUACUCGAAUGCUAUACGUGAAGCAUUUAUUCCAAAUUACGACAAAUCUAUUAAUAAUGAAAGAAUAAAUCAAAUGAAACUGCAUAAAUUACCCUGUGAAUUCUACUUUUUGUAUAAUUCAUUGAAAAAUUCUGUAAAGUAUGACCAAUGUG